Messenger RNA from Opisthorchis viverrini, 441 nucleotides. RefSeq lists its product as hypothetical. The record is from RefSeq and is a predicted model, not a curated record. NCBI's taxonomy places the organism in Eukaryota, Metazoa, Platyhelminthes, Trematoda, Opisthorchiida, Opisthorchiidae. Bases 1 to 441 code for a protein of 146 amino acids. The transcript is spliced from 3 exons.
AUGGGCGCGAAGCGGAUUUACGAGAAAACCACAUACUACUCGCAUGCCUCAUCAGUAAUACCCACCGCCACACCAGGACGUUUUCGUCACUUAAUAUUCAACUUGCGAGAAAAAUUGAAUCACUUAAUUAUUCCAUUCAGAAUUCAGAGUGAAUGUUUGACGGUAUUCUGUAACGCUGGAUGUUUGCUCAGUUUUCACAAAAUUCUGAUCAGUAACUCAAGGGCCGUCCCUCAAGAUGCAACUGGUGCGCUGGACGAAUCCGUCCGUAAUGUUGUGUUGGACAUCUCCGAUAUCUUAGCAGACUCAAAUCAUUCCUUGUUCAAAUCCAAGCAAGUGCUACAAAGCGACUCUACAAAUUUAGCAAUAGAUCUCCGUUUUCAAGAGACGCAAAGCGAACUUACAAGAAGAAAAUAUACUACCUGCAUGCCUCCCCAUCAGUAG